Messenger RNA from Carcharodon carcharias (great white shark), 1814 nucleotides. It is a transcript of the gene higd1a, whose product is annotated as HIG1 hypoxia inducible domain family, member 1A. Gene Ontology annotation, cellular component: mitochondrion. The coding region runs from base 144 to 455 and encodes 103 amino acids. The record is from RefSeq and is a predicted model, not a curated record. The transcript has 4 exons. Gene Ontology annotation, biological process: mitochondrial respirasome assembly. Lineage: Eukaryota; Metazoa; Chordata; Chondrichthyes; Lamniformes; Lamnidae.
CUGACGCGCGGUCGGGUGACGUCAUUUCCGAUCCCACCCCCCAGGGGUGACAUUUGCCGGCGAGUCGAACGCAGGGUGUUAGUUGAAGCCGGAUCUCAGGGUGGUUUGUAGUCUCUCUCAGUCGGACGCUUAGAUCAGCCAUUAUGACUUCAAGUAACGUGAGCCUGGUUCCAGUGCUUGCCCCAGAAGAUGAUCACACCUCAAAGCUUAUUCGAAAAUCCAAGGAGUCCCCAUUUGUCCCUAUUGGGAUUGCAGGGUUUGCAUCUGUGGUGGCCUAUGGACUCUACAAACUGAAGUCUAGAGGGAACAAAAAAAUGUCUGUGCAUCUUAUCCACAUGCGUGUGGCAGCCCAAGGAUGUGUGGUGGGAGCCAUGACUAUAGGAGUUCUCUAUUCGAUGUACAAAGAAUACAUCAUGAAGCCCAGGGAACAGAAAAACUCUGUGCUUCAUAAAUGAAUCUGGACCGGUACUCUACUUCUAGGAAUUUAAGAUUUUAGGCUUUCAAGUGCACCCCUGUUGAGGUGAUUGGGAUUUUUCCUUUCACCUUAUAAAAGUACUCUUUAGAUAUUUAAAACUUGGUUUAGUCUUGAUGUAAUGUGUGUUCAGAUAGUAUAUUAAUCUUUACUCCCUAUGAAUGGUGGUAAUAUUGCCUCAAAGGACUUGAUUAUUGCUGCUGGGUGCAGAAUAUCACAUUUUUAAAAUCCAAUUUACCCUUAUUUACAAACAAAACUGUGGUGUGUCCUUUUAUAGUGUAUAUUACAAGCCUGUGAUCAAGAUAAUUGAUUAGUUCCAGAUUGGGAGAUGUAGCUGAACACUAGAGCCCUUCAAGCCUGUUUGUCAACUUGACUGAUUUGGAGGGUGUUAGCUGCGUAGAUUAGAUUUAUUAAUAUCAUCCAACUGACUGGUCGUAAUGAGCUGCAAUACUUAAGAUCACAUUAUAUUUCCCUUUUUGCUGCAUUUCCUGCCUUUAAAAUACUUAAGCUCCCUGCCACAAUUCAGAUGGUCUUGCGACAACACUUGUUACCGAGUGCAAAUCGCACAAGGUGUCCAUGCUUGGGCAAAGUUGUCAUUUCCAACUAGUUUACAUGAAAAUUUUUAAAAGGACAUGAUUUGUUUCACAUACUUCUGCUCUGACUUCCAGUUGGUUGAGAAGCAAUUAUUUUUCCACUGUAUUAAUUUUUAUUCACUCAUUGGAGAAUUUUACUCUCCAGUAUGUUCGGGAUUCUGCAGCUUUGAUUCUAACGUCAAUUUCACUUUAAAUUACACAAACUGGGGUUGUGUUUUGAAUUGGAAAUGAUGCGCAUAAAAUGAUGGAAAGGCUAGACUUUUAUUUCUGCUCUGAAGCAGGGCUUUGAUGGGUUUAAGAUUGUAACUUAGCUCCUAACUAUUCACCUUUUAGUGGUGAUACAUUUUAAGUGCAACUAGAUUAAAUUGGAGUUAUGAAUACUUGGAAAAUGUUAGCCUGCGUGAAAUUGAUGUGUAUUACUGACUACUUUUAAAUAUAGGAUGGUCUUUUUUUUUUCAGUAAAACAUGUUUAACAUGGUCAUUCUCACCAUGAGAUGCAUUAUAGGUCAACACAUUAUUGUAGUUGCAAUCUAUACACCUUAACAGGAUCUGAUGGGACCCAACUGCAUCUUUUAACAUUGGCAUUUAGAGACUAAACCCUUUUAUGGUUGCAAUAGACACCUCUUGUAAAAAGUGCCUGAAUUGAGACUGUAUAUUGCUUAAACAGAUGUAUUUAUAAAUUAUAUUUGAAUCACCUCAUUUCGCUGGAGAUGUUAUUGUACCAUGAAAUAAAAGUAGCUUUCACUGUU